Molecule: messenger RNA, 774 nt
Organism: Epinephelus lanceolatus (giant grouper)
Lineage: Eukaryota; Metazoa; Chordata; Actinopteri; Perciformes; Serranidae
Biological process (GO): heart morphogenesis; somite rostral/caudal axis specification; regulation of transcription by RNA polymerase II
Cellular component (GO): nucleus
Molecular function (GO): RNA polymerase II cis-regulatory region sequence-specific DNA binding; protein dimerization activity; DNA-binding transcription factor activity, RNA polymerase II-specific
Source: RefSeq, a predicted model, not a curated record
AUGGAUGUGUCCUACUGCUCUGCUCUCCAGCUCCAGGAUGACUCUUUCCUGUUUGACGGCAAGACCCUGCUGGACAAGUCUUACGAUCCUCUGGCCUAUGAUCCAGCCUCAGAUCCUGGUUACUUCAGUGCUGGCAGCAGCCUGUCUCCCACCUCUUCUGUGGACUCCUUCUGCUUCUCCCCCACCUCCCUCCAGGCUGCUGGAAUUGAACAAAAUGCUUUGGAGUGUUUUGUCUUCAAAAGCCCUUCAGCACCUGGUCUUACCCAUGAGAAUCAGACUCUGCCCUGCUCCAAAUCCUCCACAGCUGCCUCCACCACAAAGAAAUCCAGGUCCAGGUAUCCGGGGAAGAAGCGCCACACAGCCAGUGAGAGAGAGAAGCUGAGGAUGAGGGAUCUGACCAAGGCCCUGCAUCACCUCAGGAAAUACCUGCCGCCCUCAGUGGCACCAGCCGGACAGACCCUGACCAAGAUCGAGACGCUGCGCCUCACCAUCCGCUACAUCUCCUACCUGUCCGCUCAGCUGGGCCUCAGCGAGGAGGUGCUGGAGCAGAGAUCCUCAGGCUUUGUGGAGCAGCCCCCAACCCUUAGCCAGUUCCUGGGUCAGCCAAUGGCCAGCUACAGCCCACAGGAACCAGACUGUCACACAGUGAGCACAGCCCAGCUGUCCUCUCUGCAGCCCUCAUAUCAGGUUCCUAGCGGAGUUUGUUUCACCAGUCAGCAGUACUGGAUGCCACAGCAACAACUUCAAAACGCCACCUUCUCUGGACAGUGCUGA